GAUUGAAAUCGCCGUCGCCGUCCUCGUUCCUCUUUCUUCUUAGAUUCGCAGACAUGGGUUACGACGGCAAGGCGGAAGAGUCCGACCGGUGACGAUCUACAGAGGCGACGACGGGGAGCGAUCUGGGAACCUCGAACAAGCGAGCUCCAAUGACGUCUGGCCAAAUCCGAGCGACAGCGCUCUAUCCAACGGCGAGUUCCGGCAGCGACGCCAGUGACCGACCACAGUGGACCAGCAACGAUUUCUGCCGGCAACCCUCUGUCCAGCGACCUCUGUUCCAGCGAUGUCCAGCAGCUCCGGCAGAGUAACAACCAUCAACGAUGACAGAUCCUGGCGGGCUUGGGCAGUGACGGGCUUGCUUGGGCAGCGAUACCGGACUAUGCGUGACGCCGUCUACCCUCUCCGUUUGGGAGUUUCUCUCUACAGGAACUACAGUGCUGGCCAGUGUUCACGUAACACGGUUCACAGAGGAUCCUAAACUACUGCUUCCUCCGUGAUUUUGUUGUGUUUUUUGUGCAAAAUUUGGAUCUCCAAGAUCGACUUCAAUCGAGGAUUCCAUUUUUGAGUUUAUCUUUUUUGAUUUGGGAAUGGAUUUUGCUGAAAUUGGUAGCACAUGGUGUCAUGUUGAUAACGUGCAAAGAGACUAAAGAGGGUAAAAUCCUUGAAAUUCAUGUUGUAAAAAAGGAUAGCUUAGUGCAUAAAACAUCGUGCCAGGGUACAAACUUAAAAAAAUGGAGACUUGUGGUGAACAAGAUUGUUAGAGGAUGACACCUUUUCUGGUCACUUGAGAAGCUUCUUUAGUGCGGUGUGGGAUUCAUUUAUGUAUCUAUUUGGUCAGUCAUAUGUGUCCUCUGCCAGUGCUAUGUCACUGUUAGUUGCAAUAGUAUGUUUUGUGCCAUCAAAGGUAUCUCGUAAAAAGCGAGUGAUUAUCGGGAUUCUUCAUGUGUCUGCCCACUUGGCAGCAGCAUUGAUCCUCACAAUCUUGUUGGAACUUGGUGUUGAGACAUGUAUUAGGCAUAAUCUACUCGGCACAUCAGGUUAUCAUACCCUAUAUGAAUGGUACCGAUCAGACGAGAGCGAGCAUUUCCCAGAUGCUACUAGUCUUAAAGAACGUUUAGAGCGAUGGACAUUUGGCCUUUAUCCAGCCUGCAUCAAGUAUCUCAUGUCUGCAUUUGAUGUGCUUGAGGUAAUGGCGGUGACAAGGAACAACAUAUGCAAGAGUGGGAUGGAAUCACUGUCGCGUGGGAUUGCUGCAAUAUAUUAUGCGUUUGUGCGUGAAAGAGGUCGAUCCAGAAGAGCAAGACUUUCAUGAAGUUGAUAAAGGUUAUUGAUAUGAAUCGGUUACUACAUUGGGGAUGACAUGUAUGAGACAAUGAUUGAAUUUGCAAGGCAUUUCAUGGAGUAUCAUGCAACUUGAACAAUUUAAGUAUGAUAUGGGAACAAAUGACAAAUUUAGUUGGCUCAAUGGGCAAUUAUGAUGUCCUUUUAUUUAUGUAAAUAUUAAUUAUUUGAUGAUAUUAAUAUUUUGAAUGUAUGAUUUUAGAUGUAUUGUAAUUUUUGGAAUUUAUUUUUGUUUUAGGAUUAAUAUUUUAUAAUUGAAACAAAUUUUAAUGAUUAAAAAUGGGUGCCUUUG
Messenger RNA from Cuscuta campestris, 1633 nucleotides. The record is from the annotation of a GenBank genome assembly. NCBI's taxonomy places the organism in Eukaryota, Viridiplantae, Streptophyta, Magnoliopsida, Solanales, Convolvulaceae.